Oppiella nova is the source of this 3991-nucleotide messenger RNA. Lineage: Eukaryota; Metazoa; Arthropoda; Arachnida; Sarcoptiformes; Oppiidae. The record is from the annotation of a GenBank genome assembly.
UGAAUACUGUUUUCAAACCACUUUUCUAAUGCCUUUUAUACAAGAUUUGUAUUUGAAGUCCAUUUUUGUACCACUUUUGUGAUCAUUACGUGUGACCACCGUCUGUGUGACCAUCAGUGCCAUCAUCAUCGGCGUGCACAGGGAUGGCAUCGACCGGUGUAUUGCCGUUCGUGCGCGGCGUCGACUUCAGUCGCAACGAGUUUCAGGACGAGCACUUCCCGCGCGAGGUGAAGGACAUGCGGAACGUGCGAUGGCUGAAACUGAACCGCACGGCCAUGGAUUGGAUACCCGAAGAGUUGGCGGCGGUGACCAAACUGGAGUCGCUGUCGUUGGUCCGCAACAAUCUGGUGACACUUCACGGCGAGUUGGCGUCCCUCCCGUGCCUCCGGUACCUGAGCUGCCGCCACAACCGCAUCAAGAACUGCGGUAUCCCUCCCGAGCUCUUCCAUUUGGACGAACUCCUUGUACUCGACCUGAGUUUCAAUGAUCUGCGAGAAGUGCCCCACGAUUUGGACAAAAGCCGCGGACUCCUAGUGCUCAACAUAAGCCAUAACUCCAUCCAAACGAUUCCCAACCAAUUGUUCGUCAAUUUAACGGAUUUAUUGUAUUUGGAUUUAAGUCACAAUUGUUUAGAAACACUUCCGCCGCAAAUGAGACGUUUAGUGAGCCUCCAGUCGCUUGUGUUGAGUGACAACCCGUUAGCGCACAACCAGUUACGGCACUUACCAUCGCUCACAGCGCUCAAGUCAUUAAGCCUUCGCAAUACGGAGCGUAACCUCCAGAAUAUGCCCAACUCUUUGGACAGUUUGGUGGACCUCACGGAACUGGACCUGUCGUCCAAUGGUCUGCCGCGCGUUCCCGACGCCGUCUUCACGUUGAAAAGCCUGCGACGACUCAACUUAAGUGAUAACUGUUUGACUCAAAUCACGCAUACCAUCGACGAGGACUGGCCUCAUCUGGAAGUGUUGAACGUAUCGCGAAAUAAACUCAAUUCAUUGCCCCAUUCGUUGUGCAAACUGACGAAUUUGCGGCGCCUGUACGUCAACGACAAUCACCUGGACUUUGAGGGAAUUCCCGGCGGAAUCGGCAAACUCUACAACUUAGAGGUGUUUAUGGCCGCCAACAACAACCUGGAGCUCAUACCCGAAGGGGUGGUCCGGUGCGGGAAACUUAAGAAAUUGAUUUUAGCCAACAAUCGGUUGAUUACGUUACCCGACGCCAUACACCUGUUGACCGACCUAUCAGUUCUGGACCUAAGCAACAAUCCGGACCUAAUUAUGCCGCCAAAGCCAUCAGAAUAUGCCAAACGCCUCGAGUUUUAUAACAUAGACUUCUCGCUGAACAAUCAGUUAAGGCUCGCCGGCGCUCCCACUCCUAAUGGUGUCGGCGCUCCCAGUCGUAAGUCGCAAGUGAAAGACCCGAUCGCAAGGAAACUGCGAUUAGUUCGCAGAGCGCGUGAAAACACGACGAAUACCGACUCAUCCAAAGUCCUCAAAGGAAUGACAGAUUUAGCCAAAGAGAAGGAUCGACUGAAAUGCGAGGCCGAGCUCAGCGAACAGGACCUGAAGCCCAAACGCUGGGACGAGGCGCUCGAGAAGCCGCCGCUCGACUACAGCGACUUCUUCGACGAAGACGUCGGCCAACUGCCCGGUCUUACCAUUUGGGAGAUCGAGAACUUCGUGCCAAACCGUAUAGAGGAUGCCCUUCACGGCAAGUUCUAUGAGGGGGACUGUUAUAUCGUGUUGAGGACUGUACUCGAGGACAACCAGAACCUCAAUUGGUUUAUCUACUACUGGAUCGGCUCGCAGGCGGCGCUCGACAAGAAAGCCUGUUCGGCCAUACAUGCCGUGAAUUUGCGUAACUAUUUGGGCGCCAACUGUCGCACCAUUCGCGAGGAGCAAACCGAGGAGAGCGUCGAGUUCUUAGAGCUGUUCCCCGAACCCAUCGUUUACAUAGAGGGCGGACGCACUGCCAGCGGGUUCUUCACUGUGGAGGAGGCGGAAGUGGCGAAUAGGAUGUACCGAUUGCACGAACUCCACAACAGACAGCUGUUCAUGGAGACGGUAUCGCUGGAGUGCGCGGCGUUAGACUCGCGGUUCAUAUUUCUGUUGGACUCCGGGUAUACGAUAUACAUCUGGAACGGGAAGAAGUCGAAGAAUACGAUGAAACAAAAGGCGCGACUUUUGGCCGAAAAGAUCAAUAAAGACGAGCGAAAAAACAAAAGUGAACUCAUAUUCUGCAAUCAGGACGCAGAGCCGCCAGAGUUUUGGCUCGCGUUGAACGCCGGGGAACCGCUCCAAGAGUUACCAGAGAUUAGUGAACACAUAAACGUCGACCAGUGGAGGCCGUACGACGCUAUCGUGUAUAGAGUGGGUCUGGGAAUGGGUUAUCUGGAGUUACCGCAAGUCGAGUACAAACCAAAAUCACUGACGAGAAAGCAUUUCGAGACGAAAAAUGUCUAUAUUAUGGACUGUUGUUCCGAUGUCUUCGUAUGGAUCGGCCGAAAGUCGGCGCGAUUAGUGAGAGCCGCGGCCUUAAAGUUGGCGCAGGAGUUGUUCUCAAUGGUUAACCGCUCGGAGUUUGCGGUCGUUGUCCGGUGUCUCGAAGGCACUGAAACGCAAACAUUUAAAUCGAAAUUCUUGAGUUGGGAUACUGUGGUGGACGUGGACUUCACGCGAACGGCUGAGUCGGUGCAGAGGACGGGCGCCGACCUCACAAAAUGGGUGACUCACCAGCAAAUGAAGAUUGAUUUGUCGGCGCUGUUUAUGCCGCGACAGCCAUCGAUGGCUAAGUCCGAAGCGCAACAAUUGGCCGAAGAGUGGAACGGCGACCUCGAAGCCAUGGAGGCGUUUGUGUUGGAGAACAAGAAGUUCGUGAAACUACCGGAGCCGGAGUUCGGACACUUCUACUCCGGCAACUGUUAUGUGUUUCUCUGUCGCUAUUGGGUUCCCAUGGAGUCGGAGAACGCGUCCGAAGACAAUGAGGAGGACGUUGAGGACGACUUCACUUGUGUGGUGUACUUCUGGCAGGGAAGGGACGCGUCGAACAUGGGUUGGCUUACCUUCACGUUCAGCCUCCAGAAGAAGUUCGAGUCGAUGUUUGCCAACAAACUAGAAGUCCUCAAAACGCAUCAACAACAGGAAAACCUCAAAUUCCUGUCCCAUUUCAAGCACUUCAUUAUCCAUAAGGGGAAGCGACCCAUCGGUUCGGUCAACACGUGCCGUCCCAACGAAGUCGAGUUCUUCCACUUGCGAUCAAACAGUAAUCCAUUGACUCUGCGGUGCAUUCAAAUCAACCCGUCCUCCGCGGCGCUGAACUCCGCGUUCUGUUAUAUACUGAAACUGCCGGCCGAUGAGAGCAACCAAAUGGGCAUCACUUACGUGUGGAUCGGCGCCGAAGCCGAUGAGGACGAGGCGAAGAUUGCCGAACAAAUGGCGCUCCAGAUGUUUGACUCGGACUUCUACGACAUAUCGAUCAUUACGGAGGGCGAAGAGCCGCCACAGUUUUGGCACCGUUUGGGCGGAAAGACAGCCUACGAAAGGGACGCCUCGUAUAUGCGUUACUCGCGACUGUUCCGGUGCUCCAACGAAAAGGGAUACUUCGCUGUGUCGGAGAAGUGCAGUGACUUCUGUCAGGACGACCUCAUCGACGAGGAUAUCAUGGUUUUAGACAACGGCACGCAAGUGUUCAUAUGGCUGGGCUCCCGGUGCAGUGAAGUGGAGGUGAAGUUGGCGUACAAGUCGGCGCAGGUGUACACACAGAACAUGCGAAUUAAGCAAACGGAUAGACCCCGGACUCUGAUGCUGACGAUGAAGGGAAAGGAGACCCGAAAGUUCACGAAAUGCUUCCACGCGUGGAGUCAACACAAGUCGGUGUCCGACCCGCGACUCAUUCUCGACAAACAAAUGCUUGCAAUUAAUUACAACAAUAACCAAACGAAUGGCACGAAUGGUGUGAUUAACGAUUAAUUAGAGCGUGUUUUCUAUGUUUU